Messenger RNA from Macrosiphum euphorbiae (potato aphid), 1950 nucleotides. The record is from the annotation of a GenBank genome assembly. NCBI's taxonomy places the organism in Eukaryota, Metazoa, Arthropoda, Insecta, Hemiptera, Aphididae.
AUGAUUUUGGGACGUCAACAUCGUAGGCUGGCAGUCAUGUCUAAUUGUAUUCGGAUUUGUAGAUGCUUGAAAACAUACCCAUCUACCAUUCGACAAUGCGGCGCUGGAAGAUCCUACAGUCAACUAUCUAGUAUGCAAUUGGACCUGAAACGAGCACUGCAAUCGGCUGAUUCGCAAUCGGUAAACGGAUCGUCGUUUGCUGAUAGAUCACAACUGAAGUAUGCAAGACGACUGGUGAUAAAAUUGGGCAGUGCCGUCAUCACGAGAGAAGACGAACACGGAAUUGCCCUAGGUCGAUUGGCAUCAAUUGUUGAACAAGUUGCCGAGUGUCACCAGGAGGGUCGUGAAUGUAUUAUGGUCACCAGUGGAGCAGUGGCAUUUGGAAAACAAAAGUUGACCCACGAAUUAUUAAUGUCAUUGAGUAUGCGAGAGACACUGUCGCCCAAUGACCAUGCUAGAAAAGAUGUUAGGACAUUGCUCAAGGCUAGGGCUGCAGCGGCUGUGGGUCAAUCCGGGCUCAUGUCUUUGUACGAUGCCAUGUUUUCACAGUACGGUGUUAAGAUCGCUCAGGUCCUAGUCACCAAGCCCGAUUUCUAUAACGACGAGACACGCAAAAACCUAUUCAGCACGUUAUCAGAACUAAUCAGUAUGAAUAUCGUGCCUAUUAUCAAUACAAAUGACGCAGUGACACCUCCGCCACAGGACGACGACCUCAUCAAAUCUAAAGGAAAGAAGGUUAUCAGCAUCAAGGAUAAUGACAGUUUGGCCGCUAUGUUAGCUGCUGAAGUCAGUGCAGACUUACUAAUUUUGAUGUCGGACGUGGACGGUAUCUUCACUCGACCACCAAAACAGGAAGGGGCGAAAAUGAUUUGGACAUACAACAGCGAUAUGGCGGACGUAAUACAGUUCGGCAAAAAGUCAACUGUCGGUACAGGGGGCAUGGAUUCCAAGGUACAAGCGGCCACGUGGGCUUUAAACAGAGGAGUUUCUGUAGUUAUCUGUAAUGGCAUGCAAGAAAAAGCUAUUAAGUCGAUUGUGCUCGGCAGAAAAAUCGGAACAUUUUUCACCAAUGCCCCAACUGCUAAUGCCACUCCAGUUGAAACACUAGCUGAAAAUGCACGUUACGGGAGUCGUAUCUUGCAAAAGUUACCAGCUGUAGACCGUGCAAGUGCAAUAUAUGCAUUAGCUGAGUUGUUAAUAAGCAAACAGGCCACUAUUUUGGACGCAAAUGAAAAAGAUAUAGCAAUAGCUACCAAGGAAGGCACAGCUGCUCCUUUGAUCAGCCGAUUAUCUCUGACACCAGCUAAACUUAAGAGCCUGGCCAUAGGUCUUAAACAAAUUGCCGAGACUAGUCACACAAAUGUUGGCAAGGUGUUAAAGAGGACCAAGAUUUCAGAGAAUUUAGAUUUAACUCAAGUCACAGUUCCCAUUGGUGUUCUUCUUGUCAUUUUUGAAUCUCGGCCUGAUUGUUUGCCUCAGGUAGCUGCUUUGGCGCUGAGCUCGGCAAAUGGACUUUUAUUGAAAGGAGGCAAAGAGGCGUCGCACAGCAACAAAGCACUCAUGGAUGUAGUCAAAGAGGCAUUGGCCACGGUCGGUGCCCAGGACGCCAUAUCGUUGGUGUCGACUCGGGAAGAGAUCAGCGAUUUAUUAGCCAUGGAGAACCACAUCGAUCUUAUUAUUCCCCGUGGAUCUAGUGAUUUAGUCCGUAGUAUUCAGGAUCAAUGUGCGCACAUCCCCGUAUUAGGACAUGCCGAAGGAAUAUGCCACGUAUACGUAGACAAGGAUGCCAACUUGGAUAAAGCUCUGACUAUAGUUCGUGACUCCAAGUGCGAUUACCCAGCCGCAUGCAACGCAAUGGAAACACUCCUAAUCCACGAAGAUUUGUUCGGAGGACCGUUUUUCAAUGAAGUCUGUGAUAUGUUAAAGAAAGAAAACGUAAGCUCAAAAUAA